UUUAUGUUGUUGGCGAUGGCCAUGAUGACGGCCGCCAAGAAACCAAAUACCAAAGUCAAUACCAACAAUGCCAACAACAACUUCGUUCGUAUGUUAUUCAAUGAGAAGGAGUACCAAGAGGAGUUCUCCAAAUGGCUCGAGAGAUUCGAGAAGAAGUACGACUCGUUUGAGUUUGUCCAAAGAUUCGCCAUAUUCAAGACCAACAUGGACUACGUUACCAAUUGGAACAAGAAGAACUCUGACACAGUCCUUGAGCUCAACCAUCUUGCCGAUCUCACCAACAGCGAGUACCGCAGACUCUACCUCGGCACUCAUGUCAACGGUGUCCUCGGCGUCCCCGGCACCCACAUCAUGUCUGGCGCACCACAAGUUGACUCGAUCGACUGGAGAGCCAAGGGAGCUGUAUCCCACAUCAAGGACCAAGGCCAGUGUGGAUCGUGUUGGUCCUUUAGCUCAACUGGAUCCGUGGAGGGAGCUCACCAGAUCAAGACCGGAAACAUGGUAACCUUGUCUGAGCAAAACUUGAUUGAUUGCUCUACCAAACAGGGUAAUAUGGGCUGCAAUGGAGGUCUGAUGGACUUUGCCUUUGAGUACAUCAUUGAGAAUGUAGGCAUAGAUACCGAGACAUCCUAUCCAUACAAGGGUGAGAAUGGAAAGACAUGCCUGUUCAAGAGUUCCGACAUCGGUGCCACUAUCUCAUCAUACAAGAACAUCACCUCUGGUUCAGAGUCUGAGCUUGAGGAUGCUGCACUCAUCGGACCAGUCUCUGUUGCCAUUGAUGCCGGUCACAACUCAUUCCAACUGUACUCCAGUGGUAUCUAUUAUGAACCAAAAUGCUCAUCGACCAACUUGGACCAUGGAGUAUUGGUAGUUGGUUUUGGAUCUGGAACGCCUCCCUCUAGCAAGGUCUCCUCAUCCAACAAGAAGUCCCAAAUCAAGGUUCACUCAACUCCACAAGCAAACACCAAUUAUUGGAUUGUAAAGAACUCUUGGGGCGAGUCCUGGGGAGACAAAGGAUUCAUUUACAUGAGCAGGAUCGCGACAACAACUGUGGAAUUGCCACCAGUUCAAGUUAUCCAGUCGUUUGAUCAAUGCUAUGUUUACAUUCUCUCAUGA
Messenger RNA from Acytostelium subglobosum LB1, 1116 nucleotides. RefSeq lists its product as hypothetical. Gene Ontology annotation, molecular function: cysteine-type endopeptidase activity. The record is from RefSeq and is a predicted model, not a curated record. The transcript is spliced from 3 exons. NCBI's taxonomy places the organism in Eukaryota, Evosea, Eumycetozoa, Acytosteliales, Acytosteliaceae. Gene Ontology annotation, cellular component: lysosome. Gene Ontology annotation, biological process: immune response. The annotation marks the transcript as partial.